CAUGAAGUUUCAUGACGUCGUUAUCUCGGGCGGUACAAUCAUUCAGAACAACAUCUCUGACGAACAUCGUGGAAAUGGAAAGGGAUUCAAAUCUCUGAAGGAAGCUGUAGUUUCGAACGCCUUCCACGACUCCGGAGAGAGGUUCGACCCACCGAGAUGCCAUCCCAAUACACGAGUAGCCGUCAUCGAGCGCAUAAUGGACUGGAUCAAUGGCGAGAUCGACACCGAUACACUCGUCCUCUGGCUAUACGGUCCCGCAGGAGCCGGAAAAUCAGCCAUCGCGCAGACCAUCGCAGAAUUGUGCCACGAAGCUGGCCUACUUCUUGCCACUUUCUUCUUCUCAAGCACUGAUCCUUGCAGGAACAAUACCAAGAGUCUCUUUGCGACCCUCGCCUACAAAGUCAUGUUCUACGUCCCUGCCGUCCGUCCUAUUAUCGAACAAGUCGUCGAGGUAGAUCCUCUGAUAUUUGAAUGCUCCCUCGAGGCACAGUUCACAAGACUUAUCCUCGAACCCUUUGCUUGUCUCUUUGAGACGGGCCUUUUCAACCAGAUCCCCUUUCCCCCCGUUAUUAUCAUCGACGGCUUGGAUGAAUGCUUGGAUGAUGCAGCCCAGCAAGCAACACUUGCGGCGUUCUCCAAAGCAGGGAAACAGAGGAGGGUGCCAUUUAAGCUCCUGAUUACCAGCCGCCCUGAACAGACCAUCAUUUCCUCCUUCAAAUUGACGCCUUUGAAGCCACUCACUUGCCCCUUCCAAUUGAACGACGACUACAAGCCCGACGAAGACGUUCGUACCUUCCUUGUCGACAAAUUCGACGAGCUCAGGAGCACUCAUCCCCUGGGAGCCUCUAUCCCCCCAUCGUGGCCCUCCGAAGCUGACAUAGACCAGCUCGUGGCGAAAUCAUCGGGUCAGUUCAUUUACGCCUCAAUUGCCAUACGGUUUACCUCUUCUCUUCGCCAUCAUCCCCGCGAUCGACUGAACAUUGUCCUCGGCCUCCGUCCUCCACGGCGUGAUUUACCGUUCGUAGAGCUCGAUGCCCUAUACACCCAAAUUAUUUCCUCUUCUGAGGACGUCGGGACGCUCUUGAAUAUCCUAGGGACCGCAAUUGUCCUAGCUGGCAUGCCGGCCACCGAGCACAUGGCACCUUUACCUGCUGGUAUAAUAGACAUGGCACCUUUACCGCCGACAUCAACUCCCUCGUGGAAUGGGAUGACAAUCGGAAUAGAGUUAAAUUCCAUCACGCAUCCUGUCCUGAUUUUUUAUUGGAUGCUCAACGUUCUCGCGGCCUCCAUAUCGAGCCCUCUUUG
Molecule: messenger RNA, 1305 nt
Organism: Cyclocybe aegerita
Lineage: Eukaryota; Fungi; Basidiomycota; Agaricomycetes; Agaricales; Hemipholiotaceae
Source: the annotation of a GenBank genome assembly